AACAAAAGCAAAAAAACGGUGGAAACGGUGUGCCAUCGCUCAUGGAGAUGCAGAACAACCAGCUGGUGCUCUUGAAGGCGUUCGACUUUGAGACACAGAAGCAGUACGUCCUCAACGUUCAAGUGACUGAUGACGGAAGGCCACCACCAGCUCUGACCACUUCCAUCAAGGUUGUCAUCAACGUAGCUGACACCAAUGACCUGCCAACGCAGAUCAAUCUGGUUUGUAAGAAUGGCGCCCUGUUCCCUUUUGCCAACACAACCACUCGCCCGAUGAGCUCACCAUCGAUGAUGACCAAGAGCGCCAACAUUACCGUUCCCGUGUGGCCGAGCAGAAUCGUUACUCACCCUGGAAUCCCCAACACCGCUGAAGACUGCUCCGUGAUCACUUCAGGAAUGACCAUGCCAGGUUCGAUCAUCGGCGAGGUCUACCCCGAGGACCAGGACGCGCAGAAGUGGUACACGUUCAUGCUGCUCGGCAAGGACGCGCAGUACUUCACGCUCUACCCGUACGGCAGCAUGCUGAUGAACAAGUACUCGCACUCCGCCCUCGUCCUGCUCAGGACCGACGUGGAUAUGUACAACAUGACGCUGGGCAAUCCCACCUACGACAUCUACGUGGAUGUGUACGACAACUACGGCCAGCAGCAAGUCGGCCACAUUGUGCAUAUCAGAACGGAAGAUGCAUGCGUUGCCAGUGCGUCGCAGUGCCUGCAGCAGGGCACGUGCAUGCCGUCCAUGACCCUUGGACAGGUCACCUGCGGCUGUCCGACGGGCAGCUUUGGAGACGGCCGCCUGACCAGCGUGGGAGGAACUGGAUGCAAGGCUUGCAAAGCCGGCGAGCUACCCGACGCGGCCGGCAACUGCCAGCAAGUGAACGAAUGUGCCAGCAACCCGUGCAAGCAGGGCGUGUGCGUGGACGGCGUGUUCAGCUUUACUUGCACCUGCCCCAGUGGCUUCACCGGCACCUUGUGCGAGACCAACCUGGAAGGAUGCGCUCUGAACAAGGGCGUCUGCCAGAACAAUGGUGAUUGUGUGGAUACGAAGGGAGCACUGACAUGCAUGUGCAAGACCGGCUUCACCGGAGCACACUGUGAGUACUACACGGCCGCCUGCACCAGCUUCCCGAGCACGUGCGAGGACAAGAGCGCCAAGUUCUGCGCACUCACUCCUCACGUCGGCACCCUGGAGAGCACUCCACUGUGCGUGACCAACACCGACAUGAUCCACGCCAUUAUCACUGGUGUUCCUGAGGGUCUAAGCACCAAGACUCAACAGUUUACUCACGUAUGUUCUGGCUAUCUGGAUGAAAUCCUCGCGAACGAAGCCUUCCCGCAGGAUUUCAAUGCCUACGCCACUGCUCAGCUGGGCCUUGGCUCACGCAAGCGCCGAUCCACCCAGUACACCCAGCUAGCAAUGAAGCCCUACCUCUCUCAGGUGAUCAAUAUCACCGUCCUCAAGUCCGACACGAUUCUGGUGUCGUUCUCUGUUCUUUCGGCCGCCCAGUCCUAUCACCUGUCUCACAUGACUACCAUCUGCAAGAAGCUGGUCAGCUUCAAGGACGUCCACUGCGCCAAUUUCAAUGAUUGCGUGCUGCUGCAGACGGUAAACUUUGGAUGCAGCCCAGUACCAUACGAGCAGCUGCUUGAAAAUCAAAAGGAAAUAUUCGAUGCUCUGCACUACAUCCAGUCCUACUCUCCAGAGACAAAAGCAGCUCCUUGCAUAGAGGGCAGGGCGGACUGCAAUCCGGUGGAGCCGCCGCCAGAAGCUCAGGUUGAGUCGAGCAAGUCGCCGUUCUGGAAGACCACCACGGGAAUUUCCAUCAUAGCCGUGUGUGCGGUUACAGUCCUUGUGGUGGCGAUUAUUGUCGUGUACUUCAUGUCCGGAAAGCAGAAGAUCAAGAGCCGCUAUGAGGAUCGCCGACUGAUGGAUGAUGCUGACACUGUUUCGACUCACUCCGGUGUCUCCGGCAACUACCCCAGCAUACAGCAGAGCGGCCGCAACUUCCAGGGUGUGAAGAACCCGCUGUUCGAGGGCCAGGCAGCAGCCACCGAGACCAAAGAGAACGCCAUGUACGAUUCUGCAGGUGGUGACCUAGUCAUGGAUAAUGCCAUGUAUGAAGCCGGCGAUGGUCAAGAGCAGUUGUACGAGGAACUGCCAAACUGACAGAGAGAGAAAACAGGAUAACUGAACUAGAGUGCACUACACAGCACCUGCUAUCUCUCACAUGGUCCUCAGUGCGGGCCAAUCAUGAUCAUCACUCCUGUUAAAUUUGAACAUUGAACUGCACACUUCUAUUGUAGUACCCCAUCAUGUUAAACCACUGUGUGCACCGCCCGUGCGUGCGUGCAGCAUACAUGCGUGGGUGUUGUUCAGCAAAGAUCAGUUGUCAGACUGCCAUCCAAGCCGGCCGGAUGCAUUUUUCGGUGACCCAUUUCCAGUACGUCGGCACGGCAUCUAGAUUAGACAGCUCGGCGACUUUAGGCAGUCUGUGUUAUAAUUUAUUCUUUGUGCCGCAUCCGUUUUUAGCGGGCUCAAUACUAUGUUUGUUAUCAAAUUUUCAUUCUGAAGGCAGAAUCUAAUUGCAUGCAUUCUAUUUUCAACUACCAGUUGGCAUUUCCAUCAUCCAUCGCUUAGGUCGAACCGUCCCGUAAUUUACCCGCAGGAUAGCUGGCGUCGUCAUUAAUAAGAAAAUGCCUUGAAUAGAA
Molecule: messenger RNA, 2707 nt
Organism: Sycon ciliatum
Lineage: Eukaryota; Metazoa; Porifera; Calcarea; Leucosolenida; Sycettidae
Exons: 9
Coding region: 42-2165 (707 amino acids)
Biological process (GO): homophilic cell-cell adhesion
Cellular component (GO): membrane
Molecular function (GO): calcium ion binding
Source: RefSeq, a predicted model, not a curated record